Molecule: messenger RNA, 2365 nt
Organism: Micropterus salmoides (largemouth bass)
Lineage: Eukaryota; Metazoa; Chordata; Actinopteri; Centrarchiformes; Centrarchidae
Product: CTP synthase 1
Exons: 18
Coding region: 198-1976 (592 amino acids)
Biological process (GO): pyrimidine nucleobase biosynthetic process; CTP biosynthetic process
Cellular component (GO): cytoplasm; cytoophidium
Molecular function (GO): CTP synthase activity; identical protein binding
Source: RefSeq, a predicted model, not a curated record
UGUACCGCAGACCUGAGUCGUGGUCCGUACACGUGGAGAGUCAAUUUGAGGAUCGAUGGGGCUGUAGGGCAGUACAGCAGUGAACGCGUUGUUAUUUGGAUUGAAAUUUCGCCUCUGGCAAAAGGUCUUGUGAACUGUUUUCGUCGUCGGCAAUUUGUUUUGAAAGGCAGCUCUGAAAUAUUUGAUACCAGAGCACAAUGAUGAAGUACAUCCUGGUAACCGGGGGAGUCAUCUCAGGCAUCGGCAAAGGAAUCAUUGCGAGCAGUGUGGGCACAAUCCUGAAGUCAUGCGGCCUGCACGUAACUGCCAUCAAGAUCGACCCUUACAUCAACAUCGACGCGGGCACAUUUUCACCCUAUGAGCAUGGGGAAGUGUUUGUGCUGGAUGACGGGGGUGAGGUGGACUUGGACCUGGGGAACUACGAGCGCUUCCUCGACAUCCGGCUGACCAAAGACAACAACCUGACCACCGGCAAGAUCUAUCAGUCAGUCAUCAACAAAGAGAGGAGGGGAGACUACCUGGGCAAGACUGUGCAGGUGGUGCCACACAUCACAGAUGCCAUCCAGGAGUGGGUUGUGAAACAGGCCAGAGUACCAGUUGAUGACGAUGACGUAGAACCUCAAGUCUGUGUAAUAGAGUUGGGAGGAACUGUCGGAGACAUCGAGAGUAUGCCUUUCAUCGAGGCCUUCAGGCAGUUCCAGUUCAAAGUGAAGAGGGAGAACUUCUGCAACAUUCACGUCAGUCUGAUACCACAGCCCAGUGCAACAGGAGAGCAAAAGACCAAACCAACACAGAACAGCGUCAGAGAGCUGAGAGGCCUGGGUUUGUCCCCUGAUCUGAUCAUGUGCCGCUGUUCCACCUCUCUGGAGAACUCGGUGAAAGAAAAGAUCUCCAUGUUCUGCCAUGUGGAGCCUGAGCAGGUCAUCUGCGUGCACGACGUGUCGUCCAUCUACAGAGUACCUUUACUGCUGGAGAAUCAGGGCGUGGUGGGCUACCUGAGCAAGAGACUGAAUAUGCCCAUAGAGACUCGACCCAGGAAGAUGCUGACCAAGUGGAAGGAGAUGUCUGACAGGUCAGACAGACUCCUGGAGCACUGCUCCAUAGCACUGGUUGGGAAGUACACCAAGUUUUCCGACUCCUAUGCUUCCGUUAUCAAAGCGCUGGAGCACUCAGCCCUGGCCAUUAGCCAUAAGUUGGAGGUGAAGUAUAUAGACUCAGCGUAUUUGGAGCCGAGCACUCUGCAGGAGGAACCAGUGAAAUACCACGAGGCGUGGCAGAAACUCUGCAGUGCUGAUGGCAUCCUGGUUCCAGGAGGUUUUGGUGUCAGAGGAACUGAAGGAAAGAUUCAAGCCAUCAACUGGGCCAGGAAACAGAAAAUACCUUUUCUAGGUGUGUGUCUUGGAAUGCAGCUGGCUGUAUGUGAAUUUGCCAGGAAUGUGCUUGGCUGGAAAGAUGCCAACUCAACUGAAUUCGACCCAGAAUCAAAGCAUCCUGUGGUGAUCGAUAUGCCAGAACACAACCCCGGUCAGAUGGGCGGAACGAUGAGACUAGGGAAGAGACGGACCAUCUUCAAGACUACCAGCAGUGUACUGCGCAAACUGUAUGGAGAUGCAGAGUAUGUGGAUGAAAGGCACCGACAUCGCUUUGAGGUCAAUCCUGAGCUCAAGAGUCACUUUGAAGAGAAGGGCUUCCGGUUCGUAGGUCAGGAUGUUGAAGGGGAAAGAAUGGAGGUCAUAGAGCUGGAUGAUCAUCCAUAUUUCGCUGGAGUGCAGUACCACCCCGAGUUUACCUCUCGCCCCAUUAAGCCAUCACCCCCCUAUCUUGGUUUGCUGCUGGCCUCUGCCGGGAAGCUGCAGAGCUACUUACAAAAGGGCUGCCGUCUGUCUCCACGGGACACAUACAGUGACCGGAGCGGCAGCAGCAGCCCAGACUCGGAGUUGUCAGAGCUGAAAUUGCCUUCCAUCUCAAACGAAUGAACUUCAUUUCCUGCCUGGAGUAAUAAACCAACUACAAACCCAAUAUUGCAGAUGUUCUGGAUUUUCAGCUACACUUGUUACGGACCAGAUUAAAUAUAUCCUUUGAAGUCUGAACAGUUUAGCUUCACAUUAACACAAGGCUCAGGGAUUGAAAUGCAGAUCCAUUUGUCAGUAUGGUGGCCUUACUGUAAAUACUACAUGUAUUUAAACAUUUUGACAGAUGUGCAGCUUCCUCAAGCUUACCUUGUUUAAACACCAGUGUAAAGUGCAGGACUCGUAAGAUUCAAGCCCUUGCUGAAUUCACAUAAGAUUACUUGUACCCACAAAGGUGAAUCAGUAUUCUGUUGCAUUUUGCUUUUAGUCCUUGAAUAAAUUUCACAGAAAGCCAA